AUGAGUCAAGACCAAGCCUAUGUGCCAUACUUGCCAACAAUUAGCUUUGGGAAGACCACCAAAGCCGUUCUAUACGAGCAGAGCAGGUGGCUGUGGGUUAACAACCAAUUGGUCGAUGACAUGAAGAUCCAACAGCCACAUUUCCUAUGGCUACUUGAAAGAGCCAAUAUACCAGCAGCUGUCGUGGGAGAUCUAUUUCAUAAAAAUAGAAGGCAUUUCUUUGGCGUCGAUGACUUUGGUGGUGCCCCGGGAGAGGAUCCCACGUCAAUGUACAUAUGCAUGCGAACCCCGUCUUCGAGGUCCGAGUCUGCUAUACCAACGACCUUCUCGCUGCUUCUUGGAAUAUCUAUGCAGACAAACUCGGCAACAUGUAUUAUCAUCACGAGCGACAUCGAUAAAGCCAAUAUCAUUAUUGGAGCUCUGCAGCGUGACUAUCAUUUAAUAAGCGCCUAUCCUCUCUAUGCACUGAAGAUAUUCUGCGAAGAACUAAGCAGGACCAUCUACUCCAAUCGUGCCCACGAUGUUUUCGAGGCAAUACACAGCUUCAACAGAGUGCGACAAGGACUGGUCACGAUAGAAUACGACCUCAAAUUCGAAGUGGAUGUUCUUCGCUUCACGCAAGAUACGAUUGCGAAGUAUCAGGAUAUGCAACACAUGCCUCAGUGCCCGGGGGCCUCAUGGAGGGCAAUGCGCGGCAGGAUCACGAAUCUCAAGGAUGCGGCUAGAUUCCGUCUGUGGAGGCUAGAAGGAGUAGAGAAGUCAACGACACAUAAUGUGGAAAUUCUUAACAGCUAUAAUUCUCGAAAUAAUUCCAAACUGCACCUCAAUAUCGCCGAGACCACUCGAGACGACAGCAUCUCGCUCAGGAGGAUAGCCGUUGUCACGAUGGUAUUCCUUCCCAUCACGGUGGUAGCUACGAUCUCCGGGAGCAAUGCAAUUGAUUUCGCAAAGCGGGAAAUCGGGGGCGGAGUGACGGCAUGGAAGUACUGGUGGGUGUUCCUCCUAGUCGCUAUCACCUUGACCUUGGCAGUAUCAGGUCACUUCCUGUAUCAGGAGAUAAGCCGAGUCUAUCAGGGACUCGUGGGCCGAGAGCCGAUUGAUAUAGAGUUGGAACAGGGCAGUGACAAUGAGCAGAGUACUAAUUCAAGAGAGAACAAGAAAGUGUAUCGAUCCGUGUGGUCUCAUUGGAAUCUGAUACGGCAGGUGGUAGGGCGAGAUGCGCGGCCGGUUAAGAGCACCUAG
Messenger RNA from Daldinia caldariorum, 1242 nucleotides. RefSeq lists its product as uncharacterized. Bases 1 to 1242 code for a protein of 413 amino acids. Lineage: Eukaryota; Fungi; Ascomycota; Sordariomycetes; Xylariales; Hypoxylaceae. The record is from RefSeq and is a predicted model, not a curated record. The transcript has 6 exons.